AUGUUCUCCGGAAGAAGAUUAUUAGGUAAGUUAAGUUUAGUAUUUGGUGGCAAUCGGUUGGCUGGUACGCUGGUCAACGUUCCUCAUGUUCCUGUGAUGGCCGUGGAAACGAUCAAAUUUCUUAAACCGCAAGAUAAUGAACUGUUUCUGGACAUGACGUUCGGGGCCGGCGGUCACACGAAGGAGAUUCUGAAGGUAGCCCCAAAUGCUAAAGUAAUAGCGCUGGAUCGGGACCCAACUGCUCAUCAAAUGGCACUGGAUUUGGCCAAAAAAUAUCCUGGCCAAAUAUUUCCUGUGCUAGGGAGGUUUUCCGAAUUGCCGGAAAAGUUAUCUAAGCUGAAUGUGAAUCAGCAAUCGAUUGAUGGGGUAAUAUUCGAUUUUGGAUGCUCAUCGAUGCAGUUCGAUGAAGGUUCCCGCGGAUUUUCCAUAAGUAAAAAUGGUCCACUGGAUAUGCGAAUGGACCAGGAUCGGUUCCCGGACUCGCCGUCUGCUGCAGAAAUCCUUUCGAAAAUUGACGAGAUGGAUUUGGCGCGAAUUUUGAAGAUUUACGGCGAAGAAAAGCAAGCAAAGAAGAUCGCACGAGCAAUUGUAGAAACCCGUUACUCGAUCAAGAAAAUUGAAACCACCAAAGAAUUAGCUGAUUUAGUGCAAUCCUGCCUUGGCAGCGGAAGCUUUCGGUUGGACAAACUUCAGCGUCCCAGCCACCCGGCGACGAAGACCUUCCAAGCGCUCAGAAUCUUCGUAAACAAUGAGCUGAACGAAAUCAAUUACGGGAUGAUACUUGCCCAUCGCUAUCUAAAGAUCGGCGGUAAAAUGAUAGCGAUCACGUUCCAUUCACUGGAAGACACCAUAGUGAAACGGCACGUGAUGGGAAAUGUCCUCAAUGACAUGGCCAAUACGUUGCCUUUGAAGUACUGCAGCCAUACGAUCAGUUACGAACAUGAGGUGAUGGAGAACGUGAUGAAAUCCUCCUGGCAUCAAAUGACUAAGCACGUGGUACUGCCAAGUGACGAUGAAGUGGAGCAGAACCCCCGGAGCCGAUCAGCAAAGCUGAGGGCAGUGGUGCGUAUGACCUAAGGAAUGUUCAAAGUGCGGAAUAAAUGUAGCUGUUGUUGAACCGAA
Messenger RNA from Aedes albopictus (Asian tiger mosquito), 1122 nucleotides. RefSeq names its product probable methyltransferase-like protein 15 homolog. Bases 1 to 1077 code for a protein of 358 amino acids. Gene Ontology annotation, biological process: rRNA base methylation. NCBI's taxonomy places the organism in Eukaryota, Metazoa, Arthropoda, Insecta, Diptera, Culicidae. The record is from RefSeq and is a predicted model, not a curated record. Gene Ontology annotation, molecular function: rRNA (cytosine-N4-)-methyltransferase activity. The transcript has a single exon.